AUGAAGUUUUUCAGCCGCAUCGGGGCGACUGCCCUCGCGGUGACAGCGUCGCUGCAACAAUGUGCCGCCCAGAUGACCGCGGGAACCUACACCGAUGAGGCGACCGGUAUCUCCUUCAAGACGUGGACCGCCACCUCGGGUGGUGCCUUCACCUUCGGUAUCGCUCUGCCAUCAGACGCUCUGACGACUGACGCUACCGAGUAUCUCGGUUACCUGAGCUGCCAACUCGCCGACCCUACCGCCCCUGGCUACUGUGGUCUGUCCCAUGGCCAGUCCGGUCAGAUGACCCAGGCGCUCCUGCUCCUCGCCUGGGCCAGUGAGGACGUCGUCUACACCUCCUUCCGCUACGCCACCGGCUACACCCUGCCCUCCCUCUACACUGGUGACGCCAAGCUCACCCAGAUCUCGUCCAAGGUCAACGCGGACUCCUUUGAGCUGCUCUACCGUUGCGAGGGCUGCUUCGCCUGGGACCAGGAUGGCGUCCAGGGCAACGUUUCCACCAGCGCCGGCAACCUUGUCCUCGGCCACGCUGCUGCUACUUCGGACCUUGUUGGCCCUACCUGCCCCGACACGGCUACUUUCGGCUUCCACGACAACGGUUACGGUCAGUGGGGUGCUGCGCUGGAUGGCUCGACUUCGGACUCGUAUGCGGACUGGGCUGCGCUCGCGACCACGACCCCGCCCACGACCUGCGACGGCUCGGGUGGUGAUGACGCCGUCUGCACUCCCGCUCCGGAAGACACGUACGACUACAUCGUCGUUGGCGGUGGUGCCGGUGGUAUCACUGUCUCCGACAAGCUGAGCGAGGCUGGCCACAAGGUCCUGCUGAUCGAGAAGGGCCCCCCGUCGACCGGCCGCUGGAAGGGCACCAUGAAGCCUACCUGGCUCGACGAUACUGACCUCACUCGCUUCGACGUCCCCGGUCUGUGCAACCAGAUCUGGGUCGACUCGGACGGCAUUGCCUGCACGGAUACCGACCAGAUGGCCGGCUGUGUUCUCGGUGGUGGUACCGCCGUCAACGCUGGUCUAUGGUGGAAGCCUAACCCGCUCGACUGGGACGAGAACUUCCCCACUGGAUGGAAGUCCGAUGACCUCGCCGACGCUACCGGCCGUGUGUUUGAGCGUAUCCCCGGCACUAAUGCCCCGUCGCAGGACGGCAAGCGCUACCUCCAGGAGGGCUUCGACGUCCUCACCGGUGGUCUUGAGCAAGGUGGCUGGACCUCGGUCGUUGCCAACGAGGAGCCCACCAAGAAGAACUUCACCUACGCCCACACCGAGUACAUGUACGAGGGCGGCGAGCGUGGCGGCCCUCUGGCUACCUACCUCGUCACUGCCUCUGGCCGUGACAACUUUGCUCUCUGGACCGGCUCGGCUGUGCGCCGCGCUGUUCGUGACGGCAGCAAGGUCUCGGGUGUCGAGCUCGAGUGCUUGACGGACGGUGGCUACAACGGCACCGUCAAGUUGAACGAGGGCGGUGGUGUCAUCUUCGCGGCCGGUGCCUUUGGCUCGGCUAAGCUGCUCUUCCGCUCUGGUAUCGGCCCGUCUGACCAGCUCCAGGUUGUCGCGAGCUCCAAGGACGGCGCGGACUUCACCGCCGAGAGCGACUGGAUCAACCUGCCCGUCGGCAGCAACCUGAUUGACCACUUGAACACCGACCUGAUCGUCACUCACCCGGAUGUGGUCUUCUAUGACUUCUACGAGGCCUGGGACGAGCCGAUCGCGGAUGACGAGUCUGCGUACCUGAACGGUCGCACCGGUAUCCUUGCCCAGGCUGCCCCCAACAUUGGCCCCAUGAUGUGGGAUGAGGUCACUCCCUCCGACGGCAAGGUCCGCCAGUUCCAGUGGACUUCUCGUGUUGAGGGUGCCGCCACCUACACCAACUCGACCCACGCCAUGACCCUCAGCCAGUACCUCGGCCGUGGUGUCGUCUCGCGCGGCCGCAUGACCAUCACCAAGGGCCUGACCACCGUCGUCAGCGACCCGCCUUACCUCAAGGACGACUCCGAUCUCGAGGCCGUCAUCACCGGCAUCAAGAACAUCCAGGCCGCCCUCAACACCAUCCCCAACAUCACCUGGGUGCUCCCGCCCCCCAACGGCACCGUCGAGGAGUACGUCGCCAGCCUGCCGGUCACCCCCGCCGCGCGCCGCGCCAACCACUGGAUGGGCACUGCCAAGCUGGGUAGUGAUGAUGGCCGUGACGGCGGUACCUCGGUUGUGGAUCUCGAUACUAAGGUGUAUGGUACCGACAACUUGUUUGUGGUGGACGCGUCGGUGUUCCCGGGUAUUAGCACCGGUAACCCGUCGGCUAUGAUUGUUAUUGUUGCUGAGCAGGCUGCUGGGCGGAUUCUCGCGCUGCGGAGCUAG
Messenger RNA from Dichotomopilus funicola, 2364 nucleotides. Its product is annotated as cellobiose dehydrogenase. Lineage: Eukaryota; Fungi; Ascomycota; Sordariomycetes; Sordariales; Chaetomiaceae. Gene Ontology annotation, molecular function: flavin adenine dinucleotide binding; oxidoreductase activity, acting on CH-OH group of donors. The transcript has 6 exons. The coding region runs from base 1 to 2364 and encodes 787 amino acids. The record is from RefSeq and is a predicted model, not a curated record.